Messenger RNA from Erigeron canadensis, 2527 nucleotides. Its product is annotated as endoglucanase 6-like. Gene Ontology annotation, molecular function: carbohydrate binding; hydrolase activity, hydrolyzing O-glycosyl compounds. The record is from RefSeq and is a predicted model, not a curated record. NCBI's taxonomy places the organism in Eukaryota, Viridiplantae, Streptophyta, Magnoliopsida, Asterales, Asteraceae. The coding region runs from base 153 to 2024 and encodes 623 amino acids. The transcript is spliced from 9 exons. Gene Ontology annotation, biological process: carbohydrate metabolic process.
UCUCUGUGAAUCAGUCUUUCCCCUUUUUGGAAGUGGUUUAUCAGACAGUUAUAAACUGAUAAACCAAUUAUAUAUAAUCCAACAUUGUCAUCAUUUCAACAUAUAUCCCAUUUAUUUAUAAAAAAAAAAGAAGAAGAAAAGAAACCCCAUAUAUGACAAUGGGAGUUACUAACUUGUUUCUAUUUAUAAUUGCAUCAAUUGUCCCUUUGGCUGCUUUAGCAGGUGGUCAUGAUUAUGGCCAGGCAUUGUCUAAAAGCAUUCUCUUCUUUGAAGCUCAAAGAUCUGGUUAUCUCCCUCGUAAUCAAAGAGUUAACUGGAGAGGCAACUCUGGUCUUCUUGAUGGCAAAGCUAGUGGGGUGGAUCUAGUUGGAGGGUACUAUGAUGCAGGGGACAAUGUGAAGUUUGGGCUGCCAAUGGCAUUCACAGUCACGAUGAUGUCAUGGAGCAUUUUGGAAUAUGGUUCACAAAUGUCGUCUAGCGGUGAGCUUGGUCACGCCAUGGAUGCAGUUAAAUGGGGAACUGAUUAUCUUAUCAAGGCUCACCCCGAACCUAAUGUGUUAUAUGGAGAAGUUGGAGAUGGUAACACGGAUCAUUACUGUUGGCAACGCCCCGAAGAUAUGACAACUUCAAGAAGUGCUUAUAGAAUUGAUGAAAAUAAUCCGGGAUCUGACUUGGCUGGAGAAACCGCGGCAGCUAUGGCCGCGGCUUCUAUAGUGUUCCACAGGUCUAACCCGGCUUAUUCAAGAGAGCUUCUAAAUCAUGCUCACCAGCUCUUCCAUUUUGCCGACAAGUAUAGGGGCAAAUAUGACAGUAGCAUCUCCGUGGCACAGAAAUAUUACAGAUCAGUCAGUGGAUACGCCGAUGAGUUACUUUGGGCAGCUGCUUGGUUGUACAAGGCAACAAAUGAGCAGUAUUACUUGAAUUACUUGGGUGAAAAUGGUGAUAACCUUGGUGGAACAGGAUGGGCUAUGACCGAAUUCGGUUGGGAUGUUAAGUAUGCCGGUGUCCAGACCCUCGUUUCUAUGUUUUUAAUGGGCGGGAGAGCCGGUAGUCACUCUCCAGUGUUCGGGAAGUACCAAGAAAAGGCGGAGAUGUUCAUGUGUUCCUGCAUGGGUAAAAGUAAUCACAAUGUUCAAAAGACUCCUGGAGGUCUAAUUUUUAGGCAGAGAUGGAACAAUUUACAGUUUGUUACAAGUGCCUCUUUUCUUCUCGCUGUAUACUCUGACCACUUGACUGCUGCCCGAAAAGACUUGCAAUGUGCUUCCGGUAGUGUUGCCCCAUCAGAGCUGCUUGCAUUUGCAAAGUCUCAGGUGGACUAUAUUCUUGGAGACAACCCAAGAGCUACAAGCUACAUGGUUGGAUAUGGAAACCACUACCCACAACAAGUUCACCACCGUGGUUCUUCCAUUGUGUCGGUUAAGGUUAACCCAUCGUUUGUUAGCUGCAGAGGUGGUUAUGCAACAUGGUUUAGCCGAAAAGCAAGUGACCCAAACCUAUUGACUGGUGCCAUUGUUGGUGGUCCUGAUGCCUAUGACAACUUUGCUGACCAUAGGGACAAUUAUGAGCAGACUGAGCCUGCCACUUAUAACAAUGCACCACUUCUUGGAGUCUUGGCUAGGCUAAAUGGUGGUCAUAGUAGCCAUAACCAGCUCCUUCCAGUUGAAAUUCCUCUUCACAAGCCUAUAGCUGUUCAUCCAACCCCAGCACCAAAGGCUAAAGUUUCUCCAUCUUCAUCUCCAAUUGAUAUCGAUCAAAAGGCAACAACUUCAUGGGAAUCAAAUGGGAAAACAUACUAUAGAUACUCAGCUAUAGUGACCAACAAUUCAGGAAAGACAAUCAAGAAUUUCAACCUAAAUGUUUCCAAGCUCUAUGGGCCACUUUGGGGUCUCACCAAGACCGCGGGUGGUUCAUACGGGCUGCCAACAUGGGUCAGCUCAUUACCAGCCGGAAAAAGCAUAGAGUUUGUAUACAUCCAUAGUGCAUCUUUCGCAGACGUCUCAAUCUCUGGCUACACAUUGGCCUAAAAUCCAGAUUACGUGUUAAAAGAGAGAGAAAAAAAAAAAAAACACAUUCAUACAAACUAUAACUUUACGGGGUUUGUGAGGAUUGUGAAAGUAUACAAAAGGCUAAAAGCUACUCAAGGGAAGUCUUUGGGUUUAGCUGUGAAUUUCAGGUUUUUAAAAUAAGGUCCGAAGAAUAGAGGAAGAAUAGAGUGAAGAGAGUUUAUUUUUAAACAAGUGCUCAUCCUCUUUAACCUCCUCCUUCAUUAGGUCCUUUUUUUUGGUUUCUAAAUAUGGGAAGUGUGGCACUAUGUAGUUGAGUGAGUAUACAAGAAAACUAUACCUCUCAACAGGGUAAAAAGAGAGAUUAGAGUUUAUCUUUUCUGUUUCUUUUUUUGUUUGUGUGUGAUGUUUUUUGUAACUUCAAAACAGCUUUGAAGUUGUGUCUGUUUUCUUCGUGUUAUCACUUGUGCUGUUGUAAAUUUGGCAACAUCUCUUUAAAUUGCAAUAUGAAUAUAGAUUGUGCA